This is a messenger RNA of Styela clava, 1817 nucleotides long. RefSeq lists its product as uncharacterized. Lineage: Eukaryota; Metazoa; Chordata; Ascidiacea; Stolidobranchia; Styelidae. The record is from RefSeq and is a predicted model, not a curated record. Gene Ontology annotation, molecular function: protein binding.
ACAUUGCCAGCGAGGGAGGCAUGGCUUUUUCACAAGAUCAUACGUGCUACACGAGCGACAUAUAGCGAUAAGAAAUAUGGAUAUUGAGAAAAGUCGUUGUUUACAGAUAAUUUGUAUUUCGAAUAUUUUUAUUUACAUAUUUCAAAAACAAUCAUGUUAUUUUAGAUGAGGAAUGCAAAAUACUUUUGGUUUUAAGAUGACAACACGGCACAAGAAAAAUGCGAAAUUGUAACGGGAUUCCCCUACGCUGAAGUACCCUUUGUCAUGGUUACAACUUACAACCCUUUCGAGGUUCAGCUUCGUAAAUAUUUCAGUAAAUUCAGAUUCAGAUUAUGUCAUAGAUUUCCAAGUUAAAUUUCAUAAAAGCAAAUAAACAAUCGAAUGGCGAAAAAGGGCAAAAAAGGAAAGGGAGGAAAAAAGAAAUCAAAAAGAGUGAAAUGGGAUGAAGAUUCAGAUAUUUAUCAGAAGAAAUUUUUAGGAACGUAUGAAAUGCAAUGCACGCUUGAUAAAUCCAUACCCUGUGUUUGGUUACAGAAAGCAUUGAAGAAAGGAAUUGAAGAUAGAAUGUAUGCGAGAAAGUUCAUUAUUGAAGAAGUUGAUGGAGGAAUGAAAGAUCCUAAUACUCCUCCAGUAAGGUUGCGACCUGUCGUCCGAUCAAUUCGUAACGAAAGAUUCACUCAUGUUCAUGAAAUAUGUUGCUGGGAUUUAGAAACAGAACAUGAUGAAAUUGCUGACUUGGCACUACUUCUGGAAAAAGGUUUUUAUCCAGUAAGAAGAAUUGAGCUCAUGGAUUGUGACAUUCAACAUUUCACUGUUGCCAGAUUUUCUAAAGCAUUCAGGGUUUCAAAUCUUGUUGAAAUCAACUUAGAUUACAAUGAAUUUGGUGAUGCAGGAUGUGUUGGUUUAUGCAAUGGACUCAAGAAUAACAAGAUCAUGCUCUCUAUCAGCCUCUGUUAUUGUGGGUUAACGCCAAAGAGUGGUGAACCACUAGGUGAAGUAUUGUGCAAAACAACAGUACGAGAAUUUUUUCUUGACGGCAACCAACUACAAUGUGAUGGUGUUAUUGAAAUGUUACGAUACGCUGCUGCUAACGCUGAACAUGAAAAUAGUCAACGAAUAGAAGAAGAAAAAAUGAAAGCAUUGAUGAUUGCUGAAGGAGCGUUAGAAACAUCUGAUAAAAUGUUGACUUCUCAAGUCACCACCGAUGGAGGAGUAACAACAGAAGGUGGAGCUGAUUCUGCUGGUUCAAAACCAGGAGUGGGAAAAAGGAAAAAAAAGAAGAAGAAAAAGGGCAAAAAGAAGAAAAAAGCUGAAGCACUCCCACCUGUAGUUGGACCAUAUGUUCAUGUUCUUCAUAUUGGUGAUAAUGGGAUUGAUAGUUAUGGUCCAGGGAGAGAAGAUAAAUUAUUUAUGUGCAUUGAAGUCCUCAAAAGAAUGUUGAUGUAUUCACAGUGCUUUGUAGAAUUGGACAUGGAUGACAAUGUUAUUGGAGAUAUGGCUGCCAGAGAACUGUUAGCAGGAUUGGAUGCAAGAAAACUUGGUAAUUUACCUGCAGUAAAAGUGCGAACAACAGCUGAGUUGGGACAAACAACCUACGAAUCUAUUGCGAAAUUUUCUUUUGGAAUGAAGAAGAAAAAGAAAAAAGGCAAAAAGAAAAAGAAGAAAUAAAGAUAUCAUCAGAGUGCACUUUCUACACUGUGACCAAAAACAAGCAUUUUACCUAAUUUCCAUGUUCCGAACAACUAUGAAGACAAAUGUCAGUAUUGUGUUUCAUUAAUUGUAUUUUUCCUAUUUCGAAAUUAAAUUUUAUAAUUCUU